This is a messenger RNA of Solanum lycopersicum (tomato), 2557 nucleotides long. RefSeq names its product probable polyamine oxidase 4. The record is from RefSeq and is a predicted model, not a curated record. Lineage: Eukaryota; Viridiplantae; Streptophyta; Magnoliopsida; Solanales; Solanaceae. Gene Ontology annotation, molecular function: polyamine oxidase activity. Gene Ontology annotation, biological process: polyamine catabolic process. Gene Ontology annotation, cellular component: peroxisome.
UUUGUUCUAUUUACUAGAAAUAUUACUGCAGCUAAAUUAAGAACAUCUUAACAUAUGACUUUGCAGGAAAAGAAAAAAUUGUACUAUUGCACGUGAAAUUAUCGUAAUGAACCUCUCGACUUUACCUGCAAUACGAUUUCUACUAAACAAAACAAAGUCUUUUUCUUCUUAACAUUCUUUCAUAUGAAGUUUUUAUUUCUACUAAUAUAAAAAAUGACGAUUGCACACCCCAUACAUAGGUUAUGAAUAAAAUCAAUGCUAAUAUUGCAAACAUAAGAGACUAUUUGUACUCCAUUUGAAAACUGAAGGAUCACUUUAAGCUUUAACCUAAAGAAGAUGGACUAUUUUAAUCCUUUUCUCGGUUUGUACACGUCGAAAGUUGAAUGACAUAAAUAUCAAAGUUACACGUUUAUAUAUUUUACCUAAAAAUAAUGAACAACUAAUAUGAAUUGGAGAAUAUAAAAUAUGAGAUGGUACCACCAAAAAUAAAAAAAAAUGACAAAAAUAACCCUGACCAAACACAAUAUCAUGAAAAAACGGUUGGCUUUAGCUUCUUGUUAAAACUGUUAUUAUUCUUCAUUCAUUAUAUAUGAAAACACUCAUUUGCCGUUGCCUAACAACUGUUCGACGAAUUGCCUCAAAGAAAAGAAAAAACGAAAUUUGUGAUCGAACGAUUUGUUUAUUAGAGGAUUUUAUGAUUAUGAGUGGAUUUGAUCAGUUACAGUGUUGUUACAAUUUAAGCCGCAUCAUUGCUGGCCUUCUUCUCUUCAUGCUUUAUCAUUCUUUCCAAUUUCUUGCUUCCUAUACACCCUUAACAACAUUCUCCACACACCCUUUUCUAUUCUUGAUUGAUUUCUUACGAACCAUUGUUGAAUCAUGGAGCUCAAAGGGAAUGAUUCUGGGAGGCGACAUGGUUCAUCUCCGUCGGUCAUUGUAAUUGGUGGAGGUAUCUCAGGGGUAGCUGCUGCAUGUUUCCUUCACAAUGCUUAUUUCAAGGUGCUCUUACUGGAGUCACGAGAUAGACUUGGUGGUCGCAUACACACUGACAACUCGUUUGGUUGUCCAGUUGAUAUGGGAGCUUCAUGGCUCCAUGGAGUGUGCAAUGAAAAUCCUUUAGCUCCAUUGAUACGUCGGCUGGGGCUCACACUGUAUCGAACUAGUGGUGAUGACUCAGUUCUGUAUGACCAUGAUUUGGAAAGCUGCAUGCUGUUUGACAUGGAUGGCCAUCAAGUUCCUCAUAAAAUAGUUGCUGAAGUAGGAGAUGUAUUCAAGAAAAUCCUCGAUGAGACUGAGAAAGUGAGAAAUGAGAAUAGUAAUGACAUAUCGGUUCUUCAAGCAAUAUCUAUUGUACUGGACAGGCAUCCUGAGCUGAGGCAAGAAGGAGUCUCUCAUGAAGUACUGCAGUGGUACAUAUGCAGAAUGGAGGCAUGGUUUUCUGCCGAUGCAGACACGAUCUCCUUGAAAACUUGGGAUCAGGAGCAAGUUCUUACGGGUGGCCAUGGACUAAUGGUGCAGGGUUAUCACCCGGUGAUUGAGGCAUUGUCAAAAGAUAUUGAUAUUCGUUUGAAUCACAGAGUGAAGGCGAUUACGGAUGGGUAUAACAAAGUGAUGGUUACACUUGAGGAUGGGAGGAAUUUUGUUGCGGAUGCUGCUAUAAUAACUGUACCUAUUGGGGUCCUCAAAGCCAACUUAAUUGAGUUCAAACCCGAAUUGCCAGAUUGGAAGCUUUCUGCAAUAGCAGAUCUUGGUGUGGGCAACGAAAACAAGAUUGCAUUACGAUUUGAUACUGUAUUUUGGCCAAACGUUGAAUUGUUAGGCAUUGUUGCACCUACCUCUUAUGCUUGUGGGUAUUUUCUUAACCUCCACAAGGCAACAGGGCAUCAAGUCCUUGUCUAUAUGGCUGCCGGAAGACUUGCUUAUGACGUAGAGAAAUUAUCAGACAAAGAGGCGGCUAAUUUUGUUAUGCGUCAGCUGAAAAAAAUGUUUCCUGAUGCACCUGAACCUGUUCAGUAUCUCGUAUCACGCUGGGGAACAGAUCCGGAUUCCCUAGGAUGCUAUUCAUAUGAUCUGGUUGGAAAGCCAACAGAUAUAUAUGAUAAGCUUCGAGCACCUUUAGGUAAUCUAUUCUUUGGUGGCGAAGCUGUGUGUAUGGAUGACCAUCAAGGGUCUGUGCACGGUGCAUAUUCAGCUGGAAUCAUAGCUGCUGAAGAUUGCUGCCAGCAUCUCAUUAAGAGACUUGGAAGUGUUCAACUUGUUUCCUCCAGGGAAGAAAUUCUCAAAUCCAUUGUUCCUCUCAAGAUUUCCAGGAUGUGAUCGAUCAUCUUCCAACAAAAUCAUAACUAGGUUUAGUUUCCCUUUUUUUCCCCUCUGCUUAACAGGUAAUGUGCUCCGAUUCAUCUUGAACGUUGUUUAGUUUCCCUUUUUUCCCCUUGCUUAACAAGUAAUGUGCUCUGAUUCAUCGUCAUUCGAUUGAAUUUCUGUAAUGAUAUGAAUGAAGUUGUAGCAUCAGGCUGCCAUUGUUGAUUUCAAUGAGAAGUAUGUUUGUUUGUUUGGAUUA